AGCCGCGCAGCCGGCCCGCGCUUUGGGCGGGGGCGGGACACUAAGCCGGGGCGACCAGCCAGGCCCCGCUGCCCCAGCUGCUACCCAGCCGCCCGCCCGCCAUGGGGCGUUCAGCCAAGAUCGUGCGCAUGCAGGCCUUCGAGAAGCAGAGGCGAAACGACAAGGGACAGGAGUGGAAGGCGAGUAAGUGGAAGGAGGCGCGCCAGAAAGAGAAGCGAGAGAAGCAGGCGAAGGGUUCGCAAGAUCCCGACGGAGAAGUCACCAUGAGUGGCGUUGAGGCCGCUGCCGGCGGCAUCCCCGGCAUCACCUUGUCGGCGGCCGACCGCGCCAGAGCCGCCGCCGGCGCCGCGCUGCUGCAGAAGGCCGCGGCGGCGGAGGGGCCGCGCAAGAAGUACAGCACGCACAGACUGGAGCUGGGCGGCAGGGCUAGCAUCGAGCUGAUCACCAGGCUCCUCCGCCUGGCCCGCUGGCUCGGCUUCGACAAAAUCGCCAGGAUCGAACAUGUCGCUUGAGAGAGCGGACGACCGAGGUGGCGGAUUUCGACAACGCUUCCUUGGGCAGGGGUCGACAGCCAGCACGGAAUGUAUCGAAAUGGCUGCCGUUGGAGUCCCAGUAGCAGCGGACGCAGAGGCACAGCACAGUCGAGCUAGAGCAGGAAUUGCCGAUAAUGUGAUGAGC
Prorocentrum cordatum is the source of this 678-nucleotide messenger RNA. The record is from the annotation of a GenBank genome assembly. NCBI's taxonomy places the organism in Eukaryota, Dinophyceae, Prorocentrales, Prorocentraceae.